This is a messenger RNA of Brassicogethes aeneus, 1681 nucleotides long. The record is from the annotation of a GenBank genome assembly. Lineage: Eukaryota; Metazoa; Arthropoda; Insecta; Coleoptera; Nitidulidae.
UAUGUCUUUGUCAUUGAAUAUUUUCCGAAUUUUAUUAAAAAACAACGAUAAAUAAUCACAAUUGACUUUUUUAAGAGUUCCUGAAGUUAGUUUUAAUUUAGCCCUUAUUUGGUAUUUAAAGAUUUUAGUAUCACUUAAAAAUAAAGGCUAUUUAUAAAAAUAGUUUGCAAAUGAUACAGCUGUUUUCACAUUUAUAGUUAAAAUAAUUUUUACUUAAAUUUCGGAAUGUCUGAAAACAAAAUGGAGAGCAUAGGUAGCGAAAAUGAUAGUAAAAUAUCGAAUAUGUCUGGUGAGAACUGUGCCAAAGAAGACAGUGAUAUAUUAAGUGAUGUUCCAUCGGAUUGCAAAAUACCAAAAACCGAUUUAGACAUUUCCACACCAGACAAAAACCAAGUCAAUAAUGUAGAAUCAGAACCGAUUCAAAUUAAAGUGAUUUACAAUAAAAAGAAGUAUGAUGUGAGCGUUAGGCCUGACGAUACUAUAGCUUCUUUCAAGGAGCAACUAAAAGACUUAUUAGGUGUACCAGAACCAAUGCAAAAAUUAAUGUUUAAGGGAUUAAUACAGGAUGGUCAAACUAUUUCAGGUUCAGGAAUUACUAAAGGAGCUAAAAUUAUGUUAGUUGGAUCAACAUUGAACGAUGUUUUAGCAGUAUCAUCUGUUAGUAAACAGGAUGUAGUUGAAAUGGAAAAAGCAGCAUCUGUUAAAGAACCUUUAUGUAAACAAAAAAUCCACAGGAAAGUAUUGGACAAAGGAUUACCUGAUGAUGUAUUGCCUGGUAUAAAAAAUGUUAAGGAGGCCUUACCAUCUGCACCACUCUCUGGUAUGUUAAACAAACAUGGUGGUAAAGUAAGACUAACUUUCAAACUUGAAAGUGACCAAUUAUGGUUAAGUACAAAAGAAAGAACUGAGAAACUUCCAAUGGGUUCAAUUAAAAGUGUAGUAUCAGAACCAAUAGAGGAGCAUGAUGAAUACCACAUUUUGGGCAUUCAAUUGGGUCCAACUGAAGCAUCACGUUACUGGAUAUACUGGGUGCCUGCUCAGUAUGUAAAUGCCAUCAAAGAUGCUGUCCUGGGCAAGUGGCAAUAUUUCUGACUUCAAGCUCAAUUGCUUCAGUACACAGUAUCAAAAUAAGAAUUUAGUUACAUGCAUUUUAUAAAUUUAAGAUGUAUUGUGACUAAUUUAAAACGAAAUCGUUUUAUUUUAUCAUACAAAGUGAUGAAUUUUCUUACCAAGCUAAAUUUUUAAAAUCACCUUGUAUAUAAAUAUUCUUUUUUUAUUUUUAUACUGUUUUUACUUUGUGAUAACAUGGACUUCUAUUUGUAACCUGUACUGUAAGUAUAUGGAGUGUAACUUUUCAAAUUUAGUUGUUUGCCAUUAUAGAUCAUUUAGUUAUUUUGGUACACUCUGUAUACCUAUUUUAAUUGAAAAUGAACGAUUUCUUUAAAAGAAAAUUGUUUCAUUUCAAAUAAAAUAAAUUAAAGUGAUUUACUCAAAACAUUUGUGAUUCUGUUGAUUUGAUAAAGUUAACAGUAAGUUAAAAUAAAAAUUUAAGCAUAUUGAGUUUGUGUUAUUUUAUUGGUUAAUCCAUCUUAAGUUUAGUGUUAACUAAAUCAUGUCAACUUUAAUAAUAUAUAAUUAACAUAAUUGUGUUUUGCCUGAUUGUCUUGUAGUUGUAUUAAUA